Molecule: messenger RNA, 1681 nt
Organism: Hyla sarda
Lineage: Eukaryota; Metazoa; Chordata; Amphibia; Anura; Hylidae
Product: UDP-glucuronosyltransferase 3A1-like
Exons: 7
Coding region: 60-1634 (524 amino acids)
Molecular function (GO): UDP-glycosyltransferase activity
Source: RefSeq, a predicted model, not a curated record
GCCCCCACAUUACACUAGUUUUCUCUCUCUGACCGUGCAGCUUGCAGAUAAGUUGAAGAAUGGCCGGGGAGAAGGAUCCUGCUUUUUUCCUCUUAUUUUUGUUACUGUUUCCUCUUCCGCAGGCAUCCAAGAUCUUGACAAUCAGCUUUUUAGGUGGAAGUCAUUACCUGCUGAUGGAUGAGAUCUCCCGUAUACUUCAUGACAAUGGCCACGAAGUGAGAAUGUUUCUACAAGACAUAGGUGGAAUGCUUCCAGGUCGCCAGUCCAGGCAGAGCCCCUAUGCCGUCUCCACAUACUCCAUGGAUGAAAAAUAUAUAAAGGAAUUUAAAGCUCUUUUCAAUGAACAGCAGAAAGACAAUCUCAGGGGCCGAAACAGUCUAGACAACUUCAUGAUGUUUCUAAAUGAGCUGUCCUAUCAAUGUAAUGUCACUCUACAUCAGACUGACAUAUUUAACUUCUUAAAGGAGGAAAAGUACGACCUGGCUGUCAUUGAAGGCUUCAAUCCUUGCAGUUUCCUGGCCGCGGAGAAGCUGGGUGUUCCAUACAUAGCUUUCUUCCCUGGGCCCUUCAUGAAUGCCGGCAAGAUUGGUAUACUAGGUCCUCUCUCUUACGUACCAAUGUUCUACUCUGAGCUCACCGACCGCAUGGAUUUCUUUGGGCGUUUGAAGAACACCUUAAUGUACUUGGCAUCCCCCAUAGUAGAUGGAAAAAUGGAUGCAGUGUUUCAGAUGGUCAUUAAUGAGCACUUUACCGUGGGCUCCAGACCAUCCAUAACUGACCUGCAUAUAAAGGCUGAGCUCUGGAUAUACAAUGUAGACUUUGCUAUUGAGUUUCCUCGACCACUAUUACCAAAUGUUCAAUGCAUUGGAGGAUUAUUGGCCAAGCCUGCAAAGCCGGUAUCUCAAGAACUAGAAGACUUUAUAGCAGAAUCAGGGGACUCUGGCUUUAUAGUGGUGACACUGGGAUCAAUGAUUUCUUCACUUCCACUAGUGGAGUUUCUGAAGGAGAUGAAUGACGGAUUUGCUAAGAUUCCACAGAAAGUCAUCUGGAGAUAUAAGAGGUCAGAAUGGCCAAAAGAAGUGAACGUUGCCCAUAACGUCAGGCUCAUGGACUGGGUGUCCCAGAACGAUUUGUUGGGCCAUCCCAAAGUGCGUCUUCUGGUGACACAUGGAGGACUGAACAGUCUGAUGGAGGCCGUGUACCACGGGGUGCCUAUAGUGGGGAUCCCACUUUUCGGAGACCAGAAUGAAAAUAUGGUUCGCAUUAAAGCAAAGAGCAUGGGAACCUUCAUUCCACCCGAUCAAAUGAAGGCUGAGAACUUUGCAAACACCAUACGAGAAGUAAUAGAAAAUAGCCGUUACAAGGCAUCUGUAAUGAAGCAGAGUAUAAUCCUGCGCUCACGUCCACUUCCUCCCGACCAGCAGUUAUUGGGAUGGGUGGAGCACAUCAUCCAGUCGGGUGGAGGCGGCCAUCUUAAGCCCUACUCUUACCAACAGCCCUGGUAUCAGCAGUUUCUCCUGGAUGUCAUCUUAUUUAUCUCGACUUGUGUCGCUGUGGUCACCUACCUCAUCCUGAAAGUUAUCAGAGUUCUUAUCUACUUCAUGUUUUCCAAUAGGAAACAGAAACAAAACUAAAAAAAAUGUUAUGUAAUUUUUUUUCAUACAGUGGGGCAAAAAGGUAU